Messenger RNA from Quercus lobata, 1509 nucleotides. RefSeq names its product cyclin-D4-1-like. The record is from RefSeq and is a predicted model, not a curated record. The coding region runs from base 107 to 1186 and encodes 359 amino acids. Lineage: Eukaryota; Viridiplantae; Streptophyta; Magnoliopsida; Fagales; Fagaceae. The transcript is spliced from 5 exons.
GUGAUACAAAAUAAACCUUGAAAAGCCAGAACUGGCCCUACUUAACUUUGGCUGCUCCUCAACGAAGCUUCAUAUUGUAGUGGCCAAUUUUAUUCUGCCAUGUCAUAUGGCUUUCCCAUAUGCAAAUCCACGAAAAAGACUUGGCUCAGCCUCCCAAAUAGGACUUGCAUAUAUUUCUGAACCAUUCUUUCGAAGAGAGAACCAAAAUGGUGAUGCUGAGUCUCUACUAAUUCACUACCAGCUGCCUACAAUGCCAAUGUCAUCAGACUACUCUACUCCUAAUCUAUAUUGCAAUGAAGUAUCUGAUGAUGUGGUUUCCUCAAAUGCUGAAACAUGUGACCAAAAUUUUCAUGCAACUCUGGAUUUCCUGUCGGACGAGGAGAGCUCUAUUACUAGUGUCUUCGAUUCUGAGAUUGAUCAAAUGCUUGAACUUGAAUUACUACAUCGGUUACGUGGAAAUCCUAGUAUUAUCAGUGCUAGAAAAGACGCGGUCAAUUGGAUGUUGAAGGUGCAUGCUUACUACCAGUUUAGGCCUGAAACGGCAUAUCUUUCUGUAAACUAUCUGGAUUGUUUUCUCUCCUCUCAUACAUUGCCGAAAGGUAAAGGGUGGCCCCUGCAGCUAUUAUCGGUUGCUUGCCUGGCCCUGGCAGCAAAAAUGGAAGAAACAAGCGUGCCACUUCUAUUAGACCUGCAGGUGAAGGAACCGAGAUUCCUGUUCAAGCCCAAAACAGUUCAACGAAUGGAGCUCUUUGUCAUGGCCAAUCUUAAGUGGAGAUUGCGCAGGACUACACCUUUCGACUUUGUCCAUUAUUUCAUUGCUAAGCUUUCAUGUCUUGGUUCUCCACUAAGAGAUUGCAGUCAAGUUUUCUCGCGUGCCUCGGAUCUAAUUAUCAGCACGUGUCAAGUGAUCGAUUUCUUGGACUAUCCACCAUCUUCAAUAGCAGCAGCUGCCGUACUAUGUGCAACAGAUCAAUAUGUGGAUGACCAAGAGUUGGGCUACUUUCACAAAAGAGUAAGAAAAGAAUUGGUGAAAAAAUGUUACAACCUUAUGGAGCAGACAAAGUGCAUACUGGCACACGUUAAACAAAAAAAGUUGCAGCCAAUGCCACCAAGUACUGUAGGAGUGACUGAUGCAGCUAUUGGCAUAAGCUUCAAUGUUCACAAAACUGGGGUAACAAGGACUUGAAGUAAAGCCAAGACUCACAACUGAAUUAGUGCUGGAAUCAGAUGUUUAAUCUUACCUUCUACUUCGUCUAUUGUUUGAAGUUUCUUCGUAUGUGUGUGUAGCUACUGCAAGAUGAUUGUGAGGGAAGUCUUCUGACUAGUUCAAACAGUAUGCUUUUUGACAUUAUUCAUUUUGUGUUGGACCGAUUCCAAUUUUCGUAUGAAAAUAUGUAUUAUAAAAGGCUGAGGUACUUGUCAGUUGUCACAACCAAGAAAUUUUGUACAAUUCAUUUUUCUUAUUAUUGACAAAUUCCGUGAAAAUCGAUUCAAUAAGGUGACAUGAAA